Messenger RNA from Carassius carassius (crucian carp), 1447 nucleotides. RefSeq names its product zinc finger and BTB domain-containing protein 26-like. The coding region runs from base 102 to 1340 and encodes 412 amino acids. The record is from RefSeq and is a predicted model, not a curated record. Gene Ontology annotation, molecular function: DNA-binding transcription factor activity, RNA polymerase II-specific; protein binding; RNA polymerase II cis-regulatory region sequence-specific DNA binding. The transcript has 2 exons. Lineage: Eukaryota; Metazoa; Chordata; Actinopteri; Cypriniformes; Cyprinidae. Gene Ontology annotation, biological process: regulation of transcription by RNA polymerase II.
AGCCACACACGAAACACACAGGCGCUGUAUGCUCAUCCCCAGGACAACAAAACACCCAGACAGAAACAAAAAUAACCAAAAACAAAUUGCUGCAGCGCACCAUGGCCCAGGAUGGGGUGAUACUGCAAUUCAACUUUCCCACAUUCGGGGACUCUAUGCUUCAAAAGAUGGAUGCUCUUCGUCGAGACAAACGCUUCUGCGAUGUUGUUGUCCGCAUCAAUGACUUGGAAGUGCCUGGACACAAAGUGGUCUUUGCCGCUGGCUCCCCUUUCCUUAGAGACCAGUUUGUCCUUCAGGACUCUCGUGAAGUGCAAAUAUCUACACAACAGGACGCAGAGGUUGGACAGAGGCUUCUCCUGUCCUGCUACACAGGGACACUGGAGUUCCCGGAGCUUGAAUUAGUACACUAUUUAACAGUUGCUAGUUUCCUACAGAUGGGUCAUAUUGUAGAGCAGUGCACCGAAGCUCUCAAUAAAUUCAUAAAACCACACGAGGUCAAAGACGAGCGUGCAUCAUCUCGACAGCCAUCGAACUUCAGCUCACAGCGUGGCCGACCAGCUGUGGAGACAGCAUGUGAUGAAGAGGAUGAGGCGGACAAUGAUGGAGAAGAUGACUUUGAUGAUGAUGAUGAUGAUGAUGAUGAUGUGAUAAUACAGCCCAAGUCUCCAGCUGUAUUUAGAAACUCUGAAAGCAACAGCAGAGGAGAGGAGAGUCCCAUUAGCAUCGUUAAGGUGGAGUCAAUAGAUGAGCGAAUGCCUGAUAACUUUCAGAGUCGCGCAAGUCACUCGCCAACACUGCGCUCACCUGAGCCACAACACUCCCUAAUAAACUCCACAGUGGAAACCCGGCCCGCCGAAAUCUCUGUCAAGCCCACAGCUGAAUAUUCGCUGUCCCCACCUGGACCCAGUGGCUCGGGGAAAGCGAAUCUUUGGGGAUGCUUAAGGAAUGUCGAUAAGAGUAUGCAGUGGUGCCACCAGUGCCCGAAAUGUGCUCGCGUGUUCCGUCAGCUGGAGAACUACGCCAACCAUCUGAAGAUGCACAAGUUGUUCAUGUGCCUCCUGUGUGGAAAAACAUUUACCCAGAAAGGAAACCUGCACCGGCACAUGCGUGUCCACGCCGGCAUCAAACCCUUCCAAUGUAAGAUAUGUGGAAAGACUUUUACUCAGAAGUGCUCGCUGCUAGACCACCUGAACCUUCACAGUGGGGACAAACCACACCGUUGUAAUUACUGCGACAUGGUGUUUGCACAUAAACCAGUUCUCCGUAAACACCUGAAGCAGAUCCAUGGAAAAAACAGUUUUGAUAAUGCCAAUGAAGGCAGCUUGCUGGAAGGAAUAUAAAUUCAUAUUAUUGUCUAAAUAAAUCAUAUUAAUAUACAUGAUGCAGACAUAAUUCUGUAUAACAGUGGUUCUCAACUAGGAGAUCCGUUCUCAGUAAGGACGAUAAU